Messenger RNA from Colletotrichum spaethianum, 1524 nucleotides. RefSeq names its product DNA damage tolerance protein RHC31. The record is from RefSeq and is a predicted model, not a curated record. Gene Ontology annotation, cellular component: cytoplasm; SUMO activating enzyme complex. The transcript has 2 exons. Lineage: Eukaryota; Fungi; Ascomycota; Sordariomycetes; Glomerellales; Glomerellaceae. Bases 1 to 1524 code for a protein of 507 amino acids. Gene Ontology annotation, biological process: protein sumoylation. Gene Ontology annotation, molecular function: SUMO activating enzyme activity.
AUGGAGGAGCAAACACGGGCUCAGGAAAAGCCGGCGCAGGAGACCGCCGCACCCAGCAACAGCGUCCCAGCACAGGAAAACAUUGUUCCUCACCACCCCCUACCCAACGCCUCCAACGGCUUCGAUACUAGCAUGCAAGCCGCGCCCAUGGAUCAGGUCCUUCCUGAAGGGUUGCAGGGGGUCAUUCCUGGAGGCGGAGAGCUGCCCCCUAACAUGCUUCCGGACAUGUUCCAAGCGACCCAGAUGUUCAUGCCUGAGCUUCUGCAACAAGGUGGACAAAUGUAUGAGAACAACGGCAUGCUGCAAGGCCUUCCCGUCGCCGCUCCUCCCGCCAUGAGCGCAGAUGAGAUUGCGCUCUAUGACCGUCAGAUUCGCCUUUGGGGCAUGAAGGCCCAGGAGAAGAUCCGCAACGCGAACAUCCUCCUCAUCACCAUGAAGGCUCUCGCGAAUGAGAUUGCCAAGAACCUCGUCCUCGCCGGUAUCGGAUCCCUGACCAUCCUCGACGGCGCUACCGUCUCAGAAUCAGACCUGGGCUCGCAGUUCUUCCUCUCCGAGGAGGAGAACCACGUCGGCCAGAACCGCGCACAGGCUGCGGCGGCCGCCAUUCAGAAACUCAACCCCCGUGUUCAGGUCCACGUUGACGCCGAGGGCAUCAAGUCCAAAGGCACGAGCUACUUCUCGGCGUUCGACAUCGUUAUUGCUACCGACAUGGACCCCGACUCCCUUAACAUCAUCAACACCGCCACCCGCUUGCACCAGAGAUCGUUCUACGCCGCCGGUACGCAUGGCAUGUACGGCUUCAUCUUCUCGGACCUGAUCGAGCACGACUACGUCAUCGAACGAGAUCUCGGCAACGUCGCAACGAAGCUGGCCCCCGAGACGAGAACCCGGAGUGUCAUUGCCGUCAACACAAAGAAGGAGGGCGGCAAGACGAUUGAGGUGGUCACGAAGCGUGAGCUCUACUCGACAUGGUACCUCGCUAGUGACGGUGCUACCCUGCCCGAGGAGUACGCAAAGAGCGCGAGGAGAAAGAAGGCAGUCAGCCCCGUCAUCUCCUGCCUGCGGGCGCUGUGGGACUUUCAAGUCCUCAACAGCGGUCGGCUGCCCAGCCACACCAAGGAGGACCUCGGUCUCUUCACAAAGCUUGCCACGGCCAAGCAUACCCAGCUGGGCCUCCCGUCCGAGACUCUGCGCUCCGAAGUCCUGCGCAGCUUCCUACAGAACAUUGGCAGCGAGAUGGCCCCGGUCACCGCCAUCCUCGGAGGUCAGCUCGCGCAGGACGUCAUCAACGUCCUCGGCCAGACCCAGCAGCCCAUCCAGAACAUGGUUAUUUUCGACGGUAACACCAUGGAGGCGUCGGUUCUCCCGCUGCACCCCGUCGGCGAGCUGGGCCGCGGUCUGCUCUCGCUCGCCGCGGCGGGCGGCCUCAUGCCGAACGGAGGAGGCAUGGUUCCCGGCGACCCCAGCAUGAUGAUGAGCAUGGACGGCACGGUGGACUUCAGCAACCAGAUUAUUACCCAGUAG